Molecule: messenger RNA, 5413 nt
Organism: Schistosoma rodhaini
Lineage: Eukaryota; Metazoa; Platyhelminthes; Trematoda; Strigeidida; Schistosomatidae
Source: the annotation of a GenBank genome assembly
GGUCUGAAGCGCCAGUUUCGUUUCAAAGUGAUGUCGAAUCGAGAGUGCCAACAAAAUAUUCGUGUAGCGGUUCGUUGUCGGCCUACCAAUAAGCAGGAGCUCGAGAAGGGCGUACGAUCAUGUGUCGAGUGUAGCCGGGAAAAAGUGACAGUGAGGGAUAAAAGUAUGUCAAAGGUUUUCACCUUUGAUCAUGUCUUCAAUCAAUACUCCAAACAAAUCGACGUCUACAAAAGUAUGGUUGCUCCAAUGAUAGAGGAAAUAAUUAUGGGCUAUAAUUGCACAAUUUUUGCUUAUGGUCAAACAGGUAGUGGUAAAACAUUUACGAUGACUGGUGAAAGGUCUGACAAGCUUCGUUAUGAGUGGGAAACGGAUCCACUUGCAGGGAUUAUUCCUCGCGCUCUAAGUCACUUGUUCGAGACUCUACAAUCAAAUGGUUCUGACUUUUCUGUUCGCGUCUCUUUCCUCGAAGUUUAUAAUGAAGAGUUAUUCGACCUUCUGUCUGCCACUGAAGAUGUCACACGUUUAACAAUAUACGAUGACGUAAACCGUAAAGGUUCGGUUAUUGUAAAAGGCCUUCGGGAAGUAGUGGUUUUGGACAAGGAUGACGUUUACAGUGUUAUUGAGCGAGGAAUCGCUAGGCGUCAAACUGCCUGUACUCUUUUAAAUGCUCAGUCCAGUCGCUCGCACUCUAUUUUCACAGUUACUGUCCAUAUAAAAGAGACAAACGCAAUUACCAGUGAAGAAUUACUGCGUAUUGGAAAGUUGCACUUAGUAGACCUUGCUGGCAGUGAGAAUGUUGGGAGGUCAGGUGCUGUUGAAAAGCGAGCACGUGAAGCCGGGUCGAUCAAUCAAAGUUUACUAACUCUGGGUCGUGUAAUAACGUCACUUGUGGAACAUGCUCCCCAUGUACCAUAUCGCGAAAGUAAACUUACACGCUUGCUACAGGACUCACUUGGAGGACGUACCAAAACCUCAAUAAUUGCAACAAUAAGCCCUGCUAUGACUUCUUUGGAAGAAACCUUAUCAACUCUAGACUAUGCUCACAGAGCCAAAAACAUUGAGAACCGACCUGAAAUUAACGCGAGACUUAAUAAAACUGAUUUGGUGAAGGGCUAUAACGAAGAGCUAGAGCGUUUACGUCGAGACCUUGAAGCUGCAAGAACGAAAAAUGGUAUUUUCGUAAAUGAGGAGAACUAUCAGAUGUUGCAGUCUCAACUCGCCCAACAAAGAAUUCGUAUAUGUGAACUUGAAGAAAGACGAGAAAUUUUGGAAGAGGAAAUCGCUCAAGUUCAAGAAUUGUUUACUGUUACUCAGGAAGAACUCAGUGAAACUCGGAUGCGUAAGGAAGAAGUGGAGAAUGAGUUAAUUGCUUAUGUAAAAGAUUUAGAAAAUCUGCGCGUGCGUUUUUUGAAAUUAAAAAGGCGUUAUGAAGAAACGGACUAUUUACGCCAAGAACACAAGAAAACGGAAUCGCGUCUUCAUGAACAGGCAAGGUCAUUAUUAUCAACAACUGAUUCCGCCGUUGGUGAUGUGAAUGGUUUGCAUCAAAAACUGGCUCGCUUAUCUGACCUUGAUAAAGAAAACCGUGAACGUUUGGAUACAUUGCACAAUAACUGGUUGCCUGAGCGUCUAAGCCCAGUAGCACGUGACCUUCAAACACUUGCUACACAAGUGAAGGACUUCUGUGUAUUUGUUCAGGAUAGUACAAGUGAUUUGAAGGAAAAAGUCAUGAUAUCUACUUGUAAUGCAGUCAGGGUGCAACGAGAAAUGGUACAAAAACUACGAACUUUCCUAGCCAAUGAGUGUAUCACCUCUGCCAACCAAAUUAACAAGUUCGCUGAAGAACAGACUACUAAAGUGAAGACUGGUCGUGAUACCAUCAUAGUUCCACAGUUUGAAUGUCUGCAGAAACUUGUUACAUCUCUGUCUACUAGUGCAGAUGAACUAGACAGGUGUUUGCUCAAUCAGUUUGAGGCUUACCAAAUAUCAAAUAAGGAAUUGGAUUAUGCUAUCAAGCAACUAGAUAAUUUCGCUUCAUUGUCCUCUGGUUUUGUGCAUGAUGAAAUGAAACAUGAUAUGGCUAUACAAAAUCAAAUGGCUUCUUAUAGAACACAGUAUGGAAAACUGCUUAAUGAAUUAGAAUCGACAACUAACAAGUUGAAAAAUUUGAUGGCAAGCCAUGAUACACAAAUUUCAGGUGAACUAUCAUCAAGAUUUUCUCGUCUAACAGAAUUCUCAAGAUCAAGUCAGAGUGAAGUUGAAAAAUUGAAAUCGUCCCUGUCCAAUAAACAGGAAAAAAUCUUACAUGAUGUUUGUAAAGCCCACGAUUCCAAUAUGAUUUCCAUUAAUCGUUUAAAGGAGGUUACGAAUACCGUUUCACAUAACCACGAAAAACUAAAAGGAGAAGUGGAAAAUUGUAUGAAUAAUGUAUGCGAGAGCGUUGAACAAUUUGUUGCUGAUGGUCCUGGUGCAGAUUUAUUGAAAAAAGCUUCAAUCUGGCAGUCGGUUAACGAAAACCAUAGUGAUUAUAGUUUAUUUGAUCAUACGACAAAGAUGAUACACAACAUGAGUAAUAAUCUUUUCACUUCUCUCCAAGAACCCACUCGUAUUCUUCUGGGCCUAGAAGGUGCAGGCAGUGAUCGUAGUAUUGAGUUCAGUGAAAGUUUCCAAGCAAUUGGGACAAAUUUGUUUGCUAUGCCAAAUGAAAUGGAAAAUAUAUUGAAUAGGAGAUAUCAUACUUAUGUUCCAACGGGGGAAACACCUCAAUCCCGAAAGUUUUCCUAUCCAACGGAAUUCGCUAAAACAGCCCCUUAUCAUCGCAUAUUAAAGGAGUAUCGUUCUAAUAGAACAAUUGAAGAUAUUAAUAAUUUAGCUACAAUUCCUAUUCCAGACGAAGAUCUGUCAUUUGCUGUUGAUUGCAAUGAGUCUACAUUUAUUGAAGAUCAGAUUACAACUCUUCAACCUGAGCUUAAUAAAGAUAACUAUGAUUGUACCUCAGUUUCUACAAAUGGACCGCAGUCUGUUUUCAACUAAACUAACAAGUUUUUCUUCACAGCAGUCUACAUCAUAUUAAAUCAUUCAGUGAAAUUGAUUGUUUCUGAUAGUUAUGCUUAUACUUUGCCAAAUUGCUAUGAACGGCCCAUCAUUCGAAUCUCCAUAGGAAUUGAAUACUGUAACUCAGAAAACCAACAAACAUUACUGUGGAAACAGUUACACUUUAGGAUAUUGAGUCAUCUAGCCGAUAAACUUUCACGACAACAAAACUUCCAUCCUGGAUCCUAUUAACAUCUAUUACCAGAAUAACCUUUAUUAAAUUACUUUGUUAAUCUUUCAUUGAUCAUUUUAAUCACACUAAUUGUUUCCAAUUUUAGGAUUCUGGGAUUGUUUCUGAGCCUAAUGGUGUAAAAGGAAAGGUCAGUUCCCGUCUUUAUUUGAAUCUUAUUUAAUUGGGGUGGAAUAAUGUGAAUUCACUUUCUUUUGUGGUUUCUCCUCGGCUCCUUACAAACACAUUGUUAUUUAAAUACUAUGCAGUAGACAUUAGUAACUAAAAUAUUAAAAUGACGAUUGCCAUUAUAGUAUUAUCUAUCUAUAUAAUGAAUAAGAAGUGCAAAGUAGACUAAAAAUGGAAAUGGACGAAGUAGAGUGCUAAGACAAUAUUUAACAAGAAUCUGAAAAAGAUUAUAUUAGAUUGCGUAGAAAUUACUGGAAAUUUGAAUAUUGUACACAGGUUUAAGAAUUCGUUAAGUGAAAAUAUAAUUUUAAAAUAAAUAAAAUAACAAUUGUGCAGAAAAUAUAAAAACUAUCAAUUUAUCAUAGUAUUUAUAAACUAAGAAUUGACUCUUUCUGAGUUUUUUAAUAAUAGCCACUUCAGUGAAAUAUAAAGUGGUUGCAUUUUUGUCCGUUUGAUAAUUUCAAAAGACUUAUGAAUGUCAGUAAUAUUGCUCUCUAUAGAUUGUGUUGAGCCAUUGGACUAUUCAGAGUUGCGACAGCUUUCAAUCUCAAAUAUCUUGAGAUGCAAACAUGCACUGUUCUCUCUACCCUUUCGGUGUAUAUGCUUUGACACGUGUAUGAGAAUCAAUCAAUAAUAUCUUGUAAAAAGUUACUCACUUAACACUUGUGUAAAUUGUUGCUCUUUAAGUAUACCAAAGAAUCUUUGCAAUUUAAUAUAUUUAGCUUUUUAAAAUUUUGUUUUUGCAACAAAAUCACAUAGAUGAGCAGAUACUCUGAUGAAUAACUUAAGGGAUUCAAUCAGUAAAGCUUCAUUAAGACAAAUGUAUUACUAUAUCCUGUGGGCCCGGUUGUUGCCGCUACCUUAACGUACGUGGUGGUUGGGCUCGCCUAUUGUGAUGCACCAAUCAGACUAUACUGCCAGUAACAAUCGUUCUUUGAGGUCAUACCAUACCAUGCAGGUCGGUUGAAAAAGUCCAAAUUUAAGGUCUAAGAGCGAAGUCGUACUGCUUACUGUUCAAAGGUGUGACAGCAGUAAAGUGUUUCCCCUAAACAGCUAGCUUGGCAGUAAUGUUGCCUUCUCUCAAAGGAGGGGUGGGGUUAGGAAAGGUCGACCCUAAAAAUGUACACCUCGCCUUAUCCCACGGAUCUCCGUCUCCUGAGGUAAGGUCUCAACAAAGACGAAGCUAACACGAACUACCCACAAAAUAGUCGUGUGUGACCGACCUCAAACAGUUGUCCUUUGGGCACUGUGGUCAUUCUAUCAUGUCACUAAGACCAGCUCUAACUCGAUUUCCUUUCCAGCGAUGAGUAAGCCGAAGGUAAAUUCCAGGCACAACUGAGAUCACACGUAGGCAAUUGGGGAAACAAGGCUGACUCAGAUGUUUGAAAAGAUAUACAAGCAGUUGUGAAAACAGCAGUGACAUCUGUUAGUGGUUUUGACUAAAGAACCUACAGAGACUGUCAACAAAUCAUAGAGAAGUUUAGUGUUGUGGUGCUUCUCAGUAUGCAAGAGACAUCCAAACAAUCUGUAUUCACAAAAUGUUCUAAAAACUACUGUAGAUCGUCUCAUCAUUAGUGAGUAUAAGUUCUAAGUAUCCAUCCUUCAUUUUUCUUCUCACUUCGUUAUAUUUUUUUACGUUCUGUUUAUAACCCUAUAUUUAGACUGUCACUCAACAACUGCAAACCUCCAUACACGAUAGUGAAAAGCCAACAAAAGUUGUUAAUUCGCUUGGCAAAUGUAAAAAUAACCUAAAAGUAUCUGGUAAAAAUCAACGCUCUAAACGGUGAAAUACCCGGUGAUACGAAAACUCCUUUUAUUUGUUUUCAUACUAAGCUUUUGAAUACGGUAUAUUUUACUCAUUUUUUAAUAUCCCUGUACAUUUUUUGAUUAUCUCUGUUACUAAUAAGUAUCGAUUUAUUCUAUAACAUUAAUUGUUUCAUUCAAAUAUAAUUUUCGGUCUUC